AAAUUAAACGGUUUCGAUUAUGAAAUUAGUAAAUAGGGCAAGAAUUUAUUUUGCAUUCUAGUUGGUCUGGGAUAGUAGCAGGAGAGUAUCUCGUUGAUUCGUUAUCAACAACAAACAGCAAUGGCGAUUCUCAACUCUUAUCUCUCAGUGACGUCCACAGCCACACCCAUCUCCCCAGACUCAGCAACUCCACCCGUACCCGACCCGCAGACCAAGAUCCUAUUGCCCAAGAAGAAGCCUAUGAAAUGGUCCACCGGGGUCGCUCCCGGCGAUUACGGCGGACCUCCGACCACCACCAAGCUCCGGAAGUACUGGGGCGGCGAGGAUGACCCUCUCACCUCUGACGAUUUCAUUUGGAACAGAGAAUUCAUGGACCGCAUGAAAAAACUCAUUCAGGAACCCAAUUCUUCCAUUCAAUCCACUCCUGUCAAGGAGAAGCCUUCCGGGUUUCUCAGCAUAAAUAGAGUCAUGAGCCUUGACAGUUUAGAUGUUGAUUUGAGCAAACAACUCACUGCUGCUCCUGCCCAGCCCAAGUUGGAACCGCAAGUUGAGGCUCCGGCUAAAAGUGCCAGCGGUACUGCUAUCAAAUGGAAAUUGGCACCAACACGGCGUGAACAAGAUAAGUGGGAUAGAGCAACUAAGGCUGCAACUGGAGGCAGUGAAGUGAUGUUUCGGGAAUUAAGGCGUUCUCGGGAGGACCCAAAAGUAGUAGCUGAGCAGUAUAGGAAGCAGUAUUUUAAGUUAAAGAAGAGGUUGCAAUUCCUUACACUGGGUAUAGGCGGUGUUGGAUUAGUCUCAGCCUAUGUUUCAUAUUCCCCUGAAAUUACAGCUAGCUACAGUGUUGGGUUGCUUGGUUCUAUAGUUUACAUGCGUAUGCUGGGGAGUAGCGUGGAUUCCAUGGCAGAUGGAGCAAGGGGACUUCUCAAGGGAGCGAUUGGGCAACCCAGGCUAUUGGUUCCUGUUGUAUUAGUCAUGAUAUUUAACCGAUGGAAUGGGAUCGUCGUUCCACAAUAUGGGUUUAUGCACCUGGAAUUGAUACCAAUGCUGGUGGGAUUCUUCACAUACAAGGUUGCUACUUUUAUCCAAGCUAUUGAGGAAGCACUUCCUGCAGUUGAGAAAGAGACAUAAGUUUAAGAUAGACCUCUUCACAAAUCAGCAGAGGAUUCGGGUGAUGGUUGUGAUGCAGCAGGUGCAGAGAUAAUCGGUUGCACUUGUUGACAAGUUGCUUGGAAGUGAAGCUAUGCGCAGCGAAUUAAAAGGAAUUAUUAACUCAUUUUUUCUGUUGAUUUUCUUAUGUAUUAUAUGAAUAUUGUAAAGGAAAGAAAUAUAAUACAAUUCUCUACGAUUUUGCCUCU
Malus domestica (apple) is the source of this 1355-nucleotide messenger RNA. RefSeq names its product protein CONSERVED ONLY IN THE GREEN LINEAGE 160, chloroplastic-like. NCBI's taxonomy places the organism in Eukaryota, Viridiplantae, Streptophyta, Magnoliopsida, Rosales, Rosaceae. The record is from RefSeq and is a predicted model, not a curated record.